AUGGACCAAGAGGCUGAAGAAGUGCUGGGGAAACGAAGGUCUGCAGACAUGAGAGCUGAGCUAGCAAAGCACAGGAAUUAUUCACCACACCUUGAUAACGCCUACGUGCACCUCGCUAUCGUCAUCCAGGAUCUGAAGAGUAGCCUGUUCGAACGUUUGGGUCGCGCUGGGCACCACGUCGUACAUGGACGCACUUGCGACUGCCUACACAACACAGCAGUCACCAUCCUGACCCAGCUUGCCGACCAACGAGUCAACGUCAACGCACGCUUCACCUCCCGUGAGUUGUGUAACUCCAUCUCCUCGUAUUCGCUGUCAGUCGAGGGCGAGCACAUUUCAUAUCCCGUGUCAGUGGCCGCAGAGCAGAAACCAGAGGCACUUUCGAACGACGUGCUGAAGUUGAAGAAGGGCCGAAUUCACCUGUCGUGCAUCAGACGCGGCAAUAAGACCGAGGACUGUGCGGACCGCGCCACUGUGGACCGAGGAGUUCGAAGACUUGGCUUAGACCACGUCGCCGGCCGAAAUCUGGGCUGGAAGCAAUGGGAAAUGACUGAAAGCCCCAUUUUCAUGCUGCCUCGCACAUAA
Cercospora beticola is the source of this 585-nucleotide messenger RNA. RefSeq lists its product as uncharacterized. The record is from RefSeq and is a predicted model, not a curated record. Lineage: Eukaryota; Fungi; Ascomycota; Dothideomycetes; Mycosphaerellales; Mycosphaerellaceae.